AUGGGAAUGCGGAAGAAGGCAGGCAAAAGAGAGAGAGACGCCCUGGAGGAUAGAGGAGGCGAGGCCAAAGCGGUACGUCGGAAGUCGCGAAAAGCUGCGAGCGCGACAGGAGAAAGGCCUGGGUGCGGCGGAGUCGCGGACCUCCCUCUCUUAUGUCUCGUGGCCGCGACAGCCUGUGAUCGCUUUCGCCGUUAUUUCCUUCUCACAAUUUUCGCUCUCCCCCAGAGAGAGAGACACCCGACGCGGCAUAGUGCCUUCGGCCGCGCGAGCCAGCGGGUCCCAGACAAAGAAUCUGCACAGGACGCUCGCGAGUCCGCCAGGCGACAAGGAGAAAGAGAGGAAGGAGGAGACCGCCGCCGCAGGGAAGGCCCGGCGGAAUCAACUAGAGAGCGGAAACGUGGACGGGUAGGGAAGCGCGGAUUGAGCGGCGCUUCGGCAACUCUCCUCAACGAAAAAAUCGCGGAAAAGCCGAAGCGCAUGCGUCGGCAACGACACCGGAGAAUUGGAUUACACGACGGCGGCUGGAGAGUAAAGAAGGAUCACCGAAAGAGAAGAGAAGGCCACGUUAUGGACGGGUGUCUCUGCCAAGUAGCCGAAGGGACACACGCAUGCAUGGGAGAAUCCUCGCAGCACUAA
Besnoitia besnoiti is the source of this 636-nucleotide messenger RNA. RefSeq lists its product as uncharacterized. Lineage: Eukaryota; Apicomplexa; Conoidasida; Eucoccidiorida; Sarcocystidae. The record is from RefSeq and is a predicted model, not a curated record. The transcript has a single exon. Bases 1 to 636 code for a protein of 211 amino acids.